Bombus terrestris (buff-tailed bumblebee) is the source of this 4602-nucleotide messenger RNA. Its product is annotated as putative inorganic phosphate cotransporter. Gene Ontology annotation, biological process: transmembrane transport; monoatomic anion transport. Bases 510 to 1937 code for a protein of 475 amino acids. The transcript is spliced from 8 exons. Gene Ontology annotation, cellular component: plasma membrane. The record is from RefSeq and is a predicted model, not a curated record. NCBI's taxonomy places the organism in Eukaryota, Metazoa, Arthropoda, Insecta, Hymenoptera, Apidae. Gene Ontology annotation, molecular function: transmembrane transporter activity.
UAUUUCUUUGUGACUCACUGCCAGAUACGGUCACAGCAUUUGAAAAUCGCUUCUAGGCUAAAGAAAAGUCUAUCACUGUUCAAUGUAUACUAUAGUCGCUAUUAUCGUUAAUAUCUUUCCUCACAUUCUCACUAAUCUUUUCUUUGUUCAAGAUAUUUUGUUUUGUGCUGUAGUCAGUGUCGCGCGUUUCGCUCGUUAUCUUUGAUGUGAAUGCUUAAAAAGUUCUUUUUUAUUCGUUGUAUUAAUGUAAUUCGAAUCACAAUUUAAUACGCGAGUAUAUCAAUCCUUAAAUAUGAAUUCCGAGAAUUCUUGGUUAAGGCAACUAUUUUCUACGCGAUCUUCCGAGGAAAACAUUCAAAUUAAAACACUGAAAAGGGCUACUUCUAAUUUGACUAUCGUUCAGAGAACCAAAGAAAGAAAAGGUGAUCUAUAUACAAUAGCAGGGUUACCGAUAUGUUUGUGGCUAAAAAAUAUCGUCGAGCUGAUUUAAUAAUAAUUUGAGACUGUUUAUGGUUACAUGUGCAUGUAGCACGUAUAAAAUCAAGACCAGUAGUGGACUCGGCAUCAGACACCUGCAAAUUCUUUUACAGUUCUUUGGAAUGGUAAUUGGAUAUUGUCUUCGAGUGAGCAUGUCGGUAGCUAUUGUUGCAAUGACACAGAAUGAUCAAAGCACUGAUCAUGCAUUCGAGGUCUACGAUUGGAAAUCGACGGAGCAGUCACUGAUUCUCUCUUCUUUCUUCUGGGGCUACACGAUAAUGCAAAUACCAAGUGGCUACAUAGCUACAGUAUGGAGCGCACAAAAAUUACUCAGUGUUGGAGUACUGCUUUGCGGAAUCAUAAACAUUUUGACACCGAUCGUUGCUCAUUAUGGGAGUUACAUUGGUGUUUGUAUUUGUAGAGUAGGCAUGGGACUGUGUCAGAGUUGUCUUUUACCGUGUAUACAGACUCUGCUUUCUAAGUGGGCACCGCCAUCCGAACGAGCACGACUUGGUACGCUUGCUUACGCUGGGGCACAAUUUGGGACCGUGAUUUGUUUUCCAAUUUCUGGAGAAUUAGCAGCUUCAAGUGUUGGCUGGCCAUCUAUCUUUUAUACGUUUGGUGUUUUAACGAUAAUUUGGGCCAUUGUAUUUUUCAUUUUUGGUUCGGAUAGUCCUUCUAAGCACUCGGGGAUAUCGGAGAAAGAAAGGCGAUAUAUAGAAGAUAGCUUAAAAACUCCCGGGGAUAAAGAAAAAUCAGAUAACAAAACGGCGCUGAAAACACCAUGGAAAGCUAUAUUCACCUCAGUACCGAUGUGGGCUCUUAUAAUUGUACAUUGUGGACAAAAUUGGGGCUUUUGGACUCUUAUCACAGAACUACCAAUUUACAUGAACAAUAUCUUAAAAUUUAAGUUGGAGGAGAAUGGUUGGAUAUCAGCGCUCCCUUAUUUGACGAUGUGGAUACUAAGCUUUCCAACAUGCUGGUUAGCUGAUUAUGCUUUAAAGAAGAAUAUCUCAAGAGAAGUAAUUCGAAAAGUUUGCAAUUCGAUUGCACACUGGGGACCGGCGAUAGCUUUGAUUUGCCUUGGUACGAUAUCGGUGCACGAUGCCACCGUGGCUACAACUAUCCUUGUGAUAGCUGUAGGUUUAAAUGCUGGAUCUCUAUCCGGAUAUCAAAUUAAUCAUAUCGACAUAAGUCCAAAUUUCGCUGGCACGUUGAUGUCCAUUACAAAUUGUAUAGCAUCUAUAAUUGCAAUAAUCGCACCAAUAGUCUGCGGCAUAAUCACAAAAGACGAGAAAGAUGUGACCCAGUGGAAUAUAGUAUUCUACUUGUCCGCUGCUAUUUAUAUUCUAGGAAAUUUAAUGUUUGUUAUUUUUGGCAGUACUGAAAUUCAACCAUGGAACAAUCCUGAAACUACGAAUAUCAAAGAACAAAGCGAGAAAGAAUUAACAGUUAUAUGAAUAUGCAGAAAUAUUUGGGUUAUGUUCUGUCAACGUCGCAAGCGCCAUAUUUAGAGGAACGAUCAAUUUUAAGAUCCAAGAAUUCUUGAAAUUGUUUCCUUCAUUUUUUCAUUCAUAAAGUUUCUUUUCAAACAAUCAAUAUGUUAAAUAAUCUCUAGAGUCUAGGUGGAAUACAAAAUGUAUUUAAUCUUCCGCAAACAUUAAAUUUAUGAUUCGUGCCGAUUGCGACCAAUGAUUUACAGUAAAUAUAUUCUUCUUCAACGUGGUUGAUAAUCGACAAUGUGAUAUAUGUAUUUAUAUUAGUAAAUAUCAAAAAAGUUAUUAAACGUAAUUUUAAGUGUAAGGGAUAGAGACAAUAUCUCUUUGUACAGAAACGAUUUAGGAUGUUUAGACGACAGAACGGCUAAGAUAAUGAAAAAGAGGCUGUGCUUUACAAAACUAAGUAUAUAUAAUAUACAUGUAUAUGUAGAUGAUUAGCGUCGAUAAUAUACUGUUCGUUUCCACGUUCGUAAGAUUGCUUUUGCUAUAUUCUAGUCUUGAGUCAAAUCUUUCAUCAAACAGUUUAAUAAGACCAAUUUUUAUUUAGGUCUGAGAUUAAAAAAAGAAUUUAACUUGUAACAUAUCAAAAUUUAGAAUAUCUUGAAUGAAAGAGGUAACGUGAAGCCUUUAAUAAAAUAUUAGGUUAUCUCAUAAAUAUAGGUAUCCUUCUUUAUGACAUGUUAAAUAAACAUCAAUAUCACUAUGUUAAACAAACAUCAAUAUCUUACAUUUAUUCUUUGAAAGAGAGUCGUUCUCUUGAUCUAAAUAAAAUAUCUAACAUGUAUAGAAUGAUAUUUUUUUAUUUAAGGGGACUCGUAACCAAAAAAUGUAAAAAAAUCUUUUUUUAUUACAGAAUCCAAACGUACGUAUAGAUAUUUCUGCAGGUUGUGUUAAAAUAUAGUGCAAUUUUGUACACUAAAGGUAAGAUUAAAGAGAAAGUGAGAAAAAAAUCUAUAUUCUUUUAAUGAAUUUCUGCUCCAUAAGCAGGAUCAUCUUUCUCCUGUUCUUGGAAUGUAUAUUCCAAUUUUCUUUUUUUUGCAUGCUGAUAAAUUUUUCUUAUUUUUCUUCCUGCGUUUCUUAUCCUAGUUCCAUCUAAUUACUGCAUAAUUUUUGUACAUUUUGCUGGUUCUAGGCAAAGUUUAGCUUAUCAGAAAAACAUUUUUCUCUUAAUCAUAUCUUUAGUACUGAUUCUUACGAGGGUAAUGAACGUAUUGAAUGAAGGAAUUUGGAAAAUAACGUCUAUAUUCGGAGAACAAAAAUGAUAAUUUAUCAGUUUUUAAACGAUAUACUAAAAAUCAUGUAACUUUUUUGCUGAAAGGUAUAUAAAGUACCGAGUAUCCGAUUCAUUUAGAAUUAUUAGCAAUUAAAUUUAUUAAUGUAUUAAAAAUAACAGGGUACGUGAUUCAAAUUUCAUUGGUAUUACUACAUUAAUUUCGAAGAAAAUAUUUCAUAAAACUGUACAGUUUUCUAUAUGAAUAGAGUUCGAUCGCGAGCCCCCUUAAUUAAAACUACAUGAUACAUGAAUUCAAAUAAAGAAAUGCAAUAAAUAUCGAAAAUAUUUAUAAUGUCAGUAGCACUUUUUCAAGUUUCAAAUGAUAUUAGAAAGAAAUUUGAAUUUUAGCAAUAAUACUACUUCGUUACUUAGAAUCAAUUGGUAGUAUGAUAUUUUUUUUUUAGUAAAUUAUGUAUGAAAUUAUCUAACGUUGUAUAUUGUGUACAAUAUAAAAGAAGUUGUAGCUAUGUGAUUUUUAGAAAUUAUUGUACUUUAAUAAUUCUGAUCUAAUUAGAUAAUAAUGUAUCUAAAAUGAAAAUGAAAAUGAAAAUAAAAAGAUAUAGGUAAAACUGUUCAAACAACACAAUUUAUUUAUACAAUAAUGCGCGCACGUGUGUACAAACACAAAUUUUACAUAUUUUUGUUAAAAAUAAAAUAAUUAUUAGAUACAAACUAAUGUAACGAUUUACACGAUAUCUACUAAACUAUCCUUUGUUACUAUAUAUAUUUAUUUUUACGUACAAUGUAACCUAGAAUCUAAUUUUAUAUGCAUACCAUUAUAGCUGCUGUUUCUUAAGUACAUUCUAGUAUCCGAGAUUAAUUUAUUUUGCAAUUAUAAUUUAUUCUUAAAACAAUUUUUUAAUCAUUUUUUAAAUUCCUGAGGUAAAGCACCUUUUUUAUCGAACUUUCUUUUCAUAUAAUAUUUAGAAGAUUUAAAUCGAUGUAUUUACUAAAAGCAAAAAGAUAUUUAUAAGUUAAACAAAAUGAAGUCUUACUUGUUCUAACAGAAUCUCAUCUUGAUUUAUUACUAAUAUUCGCUUAUAAAUAAGUCGUUCAAUUAGUUUACUAUUUAAAAAUGCUUAGAACGAUGGGUCGUUGCACUUUCAUGAAAAACAAUCAUUCGUGAGAUAUGGAUAUAAUUAUAGGAGUAAAGAUAAAACUUUAACGAGCUAACAAUUGAGAAGUUUCUCCCUGGCUGGUGAAAUAUGACGAACAGUUGAGAGAUUUUCCAAUUGGAUAAUUAAAUGUAUUACGUUAAAUUUAAACAAUCAAUGUAUAAGUAUAUCGAAUGAAACGAAAUCUGUUGGUAAUUAUAAUGUAAUUAUAAUCGAAAUACAAAUUAUUUGUCUAUUA